This is a messenger RNA of Cynara cardunculus var. scolymus (artichoke), 2122 nucleotides long. RefSeq names its product coiled-coil domain-containing protein SCD2. The transcript has 17 exons. Lineage: Eukaryota; Viridiplantae; Streptophyta; Magnoliopsida; Asterales; Asteraceae. The record is from RefSeq and is a predicted model, not a curated record. Bases 137 to 1831 code for a protein of 564 amino acids. Gene Ontology annotation, biological process: cytokinesis by cell plate formation.
CGAUCUCGCCGGUCCUUUUUUCUCUCCUCAAAAUCAUCGAGAAAAUCCAGGAAUUCAAGAAAUCCAGACGAAAUUUUGAUCAAAUUUCUCAAUUGUUACUACUGUUGAUCUACUAAUUGUGUUUGUUUUCUGUGAAAUGGAUCGGAAGCGGACGGAGAGUCCGGUGUAUACACGGCAGUGGAGCGGUGGUUCUAGCAGCACCGGUUCAUCAUCACCAGCGAUGUCUCCGGCGCAUCCUCAGUCGAGAUUAGGUCAACCUUCUGGAUAUUCAACGAUUAAGAGGACACAGAACGUUGCUGCUAAAGCUGCGGCGCUGCGUUUGGCGCAAGUCAUGGCUUCACAGACUGCAGAUGAUGACGAGGAGGAUGAUGAUCCAGGGUUUCGGUUCGCUGCUCCUACCUCCUUUGGAAAAAACAAUGCUAAUAAUAAUAAUAAUGGUAGUGUUGGUGCCUUGUCUGGUGUUUCGUUUGGUAGACCAAAUAGAUCGCCGUCACCUGCGUUAGGUCGGAACUUUAUGGAGCACACUCCUCCUACUCGAUCCACAUCAGCUGGACGACCGUCAGCAUCCGUUCGCACAGGACAAAUGGUGCCACCUACUAGACCAUCUUUGAGAAACCCUGGUUCCAUCCCACCCCCGAUAGAACCUCCUGCUGGAAACAGACUCAGAGAAAGGUUUACAAAGGAUAUUGGACGUGUAGACAAAGAUAUGGGAGAUCAGCAUGAGGCAUCUGCACUUCGUGAUGAACUUGAUAUGCUACAAGAAGAGCAUGACAUGGUUAUAGAUAAGCUUCGUCGUGUAGAUGAAAAGCGCGAAGAAGCAGAGGCCAGGGCAAGGGAGCUGGAGAAACAGGUGGCUUCUUUAGGAGAAGGAGUGUCUUUGGAAGCCAAGUUGUUGAGCAGGAAAGAAGCAGCAAUACGUCAAAGAGAGGUUGCUCUAAAAGCUGCACAACAGACAAAAGAUGGAAGAGAUGUCGAAGUUUCUAAUCUUCGUGCAGAACUUGAGAACUUAAAAGAUGAGACUUUAGGCGCCAUGGAGCAGCUCAGGGAAGCUGAAUCUGAAGCAAAAGCCCUUCGCUCAAUGACACAACGAAUGGUUUUGACUCAUGAAGAGAUGGAAGAGGUAGUCCUGAAGAGGUGCUGGCUUUCUCGUUAUUGGGGUUUAGCUGUACAACAUGGUGUUUGUGCUGACAUAGCUGGCUCGAAGCAUGAGCAUUGGUCAUCAUUUGCACCGUUGCCAUUUGAAGUUGUCAUUUCGGCUGGACAAAAGGCAAGGGAGGAGUCUUGGCAUGGUGGUGACGAAGAUUCUGACAGGAGAAAACUGGUCCGUGAUAUCAAUGACCUAACAGGAGAAGGAAAUAUUGAGAGUAUGCUUUCAGUGGAGAUGGGUUUGAGGGAAAUGGCUUCCUUGAAGGUAGAAGAUGCUGUUGUGCUGGCAUUGGCCCAGCACCGUCGUCCAAAUUUAGUCCGGCAAUCCAUCUCUGAUCCAAAAUCCCCGCGCGAUAACAAGUUUAUGGAGGGAUUUGAGUUGAGUCUUGAGGAGGCUGAAGAUGUUUCUUUUAAAGAGGCUUGGCUUACGUAUUUUUGGAGAAGAGCCAAAGUUCAUGGUGUAGAAGAGGAUAUUGCCGAAGAUAGACUUCACUUUUGGAUAAGCCGGAGUGCAACAUCUCCCACUUCUCAUGAUGCUGUUGAUGUUGAACGAGGGUUGACGGAAUUGAGGAAGUUGGGGAUCGAACAGCAGCUGUGGGAAGCAUCUCGCAAGGAAAUCGAUCAAUCGUCAUCUUUACCGAUCGAAAAUUCCAAAGAUUCUGCAGAUGAAGAUGCCUCUUUGUGAUUCCUGUUUUCAUGAAUUUAUUUUGUUUUUCUUUAUUAUUUUUUUCCUUUUUUAAAUGACAAUUUUGGUGUCAAUAUGAUGAGUUUGUGGAAGGUUUUCAUGUAUAAUAGGGUUUGAUCAUAUGAUGGUAUAUAACCAUAGAUACAUGUAGUUGCAAUAUCUAUAAGUCUCCAGAGUAUUCAUUUGUUUGAAGGACUUUAUUACCACUUUUGAGUGAUCCCAUGGCAGAUCAGAUUGUAUUUUGGUUUUUAAGCCAUACAAAAUACAACAAAAGGUUAAUAAUACUGUUUA